AUGGAGCAAGAAUCGUCAACACCAAUCUAUUUUCGACGGACUCUGGCAAUCGCCCUUGCGCUCACUGCACUCCGUCAACUAGGAUCCUGCCGUCCAUCCAAUCUGUUUCCCUCCCCGAACACUCUCACAGAAGAAGUCGAUAAAAUGUUCGCUUAUGCGGUCAAUACAAGCACGCUCUUCUUCGCAUGGUAUAUCGCCGAGCCCUCCAUCACCGACCCUGUUCCGAUAACGAAUUUAAAUACAUGGCGGUCUAUCCUGGCCGGUGUCGUUCUUACUCUCGCUGUAUGCGGCAAUAACCUCCUCAAGCGCGUUCUGCUCGGAUUCGCGAUCGGGGCAUGUUGGAUCCUCGGGUGGAUGAUCACCUCUGUCGAGCAGCGGGCGCCCUAUUGGCGGUUCCUGAAAGACGGGCUGGGUUUCACUUUGAUGAGUUUGUUGCGGAAGGUCGGUCUUUAG
Molecule: messenger RNA, 453 nt
Organism: Aspergillus thermomutatus
Lineage: Eukaryota; Fungi; Ascomycota; Eurotiomycetes; Eurotiales; Aspergillaceae
Exons: 1
Coding region: 1-453 (150 amino acids)
Source: RefSeq, a predicted model, not a curated record